Prorocentrum cordatum is the source of this 1023-nucleotide messenger RNA. Lineage: Eukaryota; Dinophyceae; Prorocentrales; Prorocentraceae. The record is from the annotation of a GenBank genome assembly.
GUCAGCCGUCGCGACCAGGAGGCUCUCCGUGGCGGUGGGCGCACGCGCGGGGGCCGCGCGCGCGCCGAGCAGUCGGCCCCCCCACCAGCAGACGUACAGAAAAUUAAAUGCCUCGGGUCGGCCACUCAGGCCACGGGAAUCUUCCGCAAUGUUGCGCAUCAUCCCUGGAUACGUCUCGAAUCCAUAUUCGAUGAGUUGUCGCUCUACCGCUCGAAGGGUGGCCAAGCCUGGCGCAAACGAUUAUCAUGCGACGAUAGCGGCGGCAAUGCCCUUCAAACGGCCGAGGAGCGCGAUUGUCCCCUCGCCAUCGCCGGGGGACACCUUGACAUCCCCCGAUAUCCAUAUAUUCUCGUUCCGAGAGUGGCUGCGUAGUCAAUGAUCGACAAUUCAUCGGCAUGAGGCGUCGGCAUGUCAUAUCUCACGCCUAUGUGCUCCGCACCGUUGGGGCUAAAUCGAAUGGGGCUUGGGAGCAGCCCUGCGCGGGAAGUGCUUUGCACCUCCAUCUCCCACCUUCCUUCGACGUCAAGCCGCUCCCUUUGCGCAAGGCAGCCUCCUGGGCAAGGGGUUGAGCGAAUUCGGCCAGGGGAAGGAGGAUCAGGACGGGGACGAGGAGGAGCAGGAGAAGGAACAGGAGAACGAGGAUGAUUUGGUGGAGUCGCCUGAACAGCGUCCACAUCAGAAUCACAAAUAUCAAUAACGGCCACAGCAUCAUCAGAACUAGCGGCAGCCGCUUCAACAACGACGUCGUCCAUCACACCACCACCAUCCGCCGAAUUCACGGCGGCGGCCUCCUCAGCAACGGCCUGCACGACAUCUUCUGCCUCAGGCGAACCCACCUCCUGGGCAGCUCCCGCCACCGCCGCAACGGCGGCCAUCUCCUUCUCGGCGUCCAUCCCCGUUUUGGCGGAAACAUCCAGGCCGGGCUCCAUAACGAUGCCCACAUCGGCCUCACUCAGGCCAGGCGGUGAAUCAUCAACAACAACAGCAGUCGGCAGCGUGCGAGCUAGCGAGACAGCGUUUUCC